CUCUAAAAUCUGUUAUUAUAUUUGAGUUUGUAUACUCCUAGAAAUUGCAGAAUUCUGAAGAGCUCGAAGAGGGGACCUAGACUAAUGCCUAAUGGCUUCACUGAGUAUUGUUGUCCCUUUCAUUUUUCUGCUGCUUGUCAAUUGGUGCUUCGCAAGACCUCUAUACCCACUCCCUAGCAGGAGAAACGAUAGAAAUAGACGGCCCCUGCAAACAUUUCGCCCAUAUAACGUUGCUCAUCGGGGUUCGAAUGGAGAAAUUCCUGAAGAAAGUGCUGCAUCAUACAUGAAAGCUAUUGAAGAAGGUGCUGAUUUUAUAGAAGCAGAUAUUUUGGCCACCAAAGAUGGUGUUCUUAUAUGCUCACACGACGUGAACCUUGAUGACACUACUGACAUACAUGAUCACAAAGAGUUUGCUGACAGAAAGAGAACCUAUGAGGUUCAAGCGGUCAACAUUACUGGCUACUUCUCUGUUGACUUCACACUAGAAGAGCUAAAGUCAUUGCGCUUGAAGCAGAGAUACCCUUUCCGGGACCAGCAAUAUAAUGGAAUGUAUUCUAUUAUUACUUUUGAAGAGUUCAUUUCAAUUGCAUUGGAUGCCCCCAGAGUUGUUGGAAUAUAUCCAGAGAUUAAAAAUCCAGUAUUCAUCAACCAACGCGUAAAAUGGCCAGGUGGUAAGAAAUAUGAGGACAAGUUUGUGGAGACACUCAAGAAAUAUGGAUACAGAGGUUCUUAUAUGUCAAAGGAGUGGUUGAAACAGCCUGCUUUUAUUCAGUCGUUCGCCCCUACAUCUCUUAUCUACAUAUCAAACCAAACAAACAUACCCAAGGUUUUCCUAAUUGAUGAUGUUAAUAUCCCAACCCAGGACACAAAUCAGUCAUAUCAGGAGAUAACGUCAGACAAAUAUCUUGACUUCAUCAAGGAAUAUGUUGUGGGGAUUGGGCCAUGGAAAGAUAACUUGGUUCCUGUAUCGGGAAAUUAUUUAGAAACGCCUUCAGAUCUUGUGGCAAGAGCACAUGUCCGUAACCUUCAGGUGCAUCCAUACACUUUCCGGAAUGAGAACCAGUUCUUGCACUUCAACUUCAGUGAAGAUCCAUAUAAAGAAUAUGAUUACUGGAUAAACAAAGUCGGGGUUGAUGGUCUUUUUACAGACUUCGCGGGCAGCCUUCACCAGUUUCAAGAAUGGACUAACCCAUUAUCGUCUGGAGAAGAAGAUGCACACAAACUACUUGACAGAAUUGCAUCAAUGAUUUCAAAGUUCAAACAUGCUUAGCAGAGUUGUUCUUUCGACUCAUCCAGUUGUUUAAGACAGUAGAAGGCGUGAGCUUGUUCUUUACCUUUUCUUAUUAAUUAAAAUCAGGUUAAUUAGAGGGGAGUAACAAGAGAUGAGAUUGCAGUAGUUUCUUCAGAUGUGCAGUUUGAACUAAGUACAUUACUCUCCUGAUUUAUUUGUUUUUUUGCAUAUAUCUAUUGAGUAAAUUAGGCCUUGAUUUUAAGAUGUACAUUCGGAAAAAAAUAAAAA
Molecule: messenger RNA, 1519 nt
Organism: Olea europaea var. sylvestris
Lineage: Eukaryota; Viridiplantae; Streptophyta; Magnoliopsida; Lamiales; Oleaceae
Product: glycerophosphodiester phosphodiesterase GDPD6-like
Exons: 8
Coding region: 92-1270 (392 amino acids)
Biological process (GO): lipid metabolic process
Cellular component (GO): vacuole
Molecular function (GO): glycerophosphodiester phosphodiesterase activity
Source: RefSeq, a predicted model, not a curated record